Messenger RNA from Symbiodinium sp. CCMP2456, 606 nucleotides. NCBI's taxonomy places the organism in Eukaryota, Dinophyceae, Suessiales, Symbiodiniaceae. The record is from the annotation of a GenBank genome assembly.
AUGGAGACCGUGGACGAGUACAUCCCCACCCCGGAGCGCGAGACGGACAAGCCCUUCCUCCUUGCGGUUGAGGACGUGUUCUCCAUCUCGGGCCGAGGAACCGUGUGCACGGGCCGCGUCGAGCAGGGCAUCGUCAAGAAAGGCGAUGAGGUCGAGAUCCUGGGCCGCGGCAAGAAGCCCCAGAAGUCCGUCAUCACCGGAAUCCGCAUGUUCAACACCGACCUCCCUGAGGGCCCGGCAGGCUACACGGUGGGCGUGCUGUGCCGUGGUAUUGACAAGGAUGCUGUGUUCCGUGGCCAGGUGAUCUGCGCUCCAGGCGCCACUAAGACCCACACCAAGUUCAAGGCCAACAUCUACUUCGCCAAGAAGGACGAGGGCGGCCGAUCCAACCCGGUGAUGCCCGGCUACAUGCCCAUCGAGGGCAUGGUGAGCUCUGAUGGCAACGAGGUGCAGAUGGCCAUGCCUGGCGACAACAUCACCUGCACCUGCGAGCUCAUCGCCGGCACGCCCAUCGAGAAGGGCAUGCGCUUCGCCAUGCGAGAGGCCUCCUCCCCCAUCAUAGACAUCUUUAGCUGGGGCCGGGCGGGAUUCCAGACUUCAGCAUAG